Penicillium taxi is the source of this 1560-nucleotide messenger RNA. RefSeq names its product alcohol acetyltransferase. NCBI's taxonomy places the organism in Eukaryota, Fungi, Ascomycota, Eurotiomycetes, Eurotiales, Aspergillaceae. Gene Ontology annotation, molecular function: N-acetyltransferase activity. The transcript has a single exon. Bases 1 to 1560 code for a protein of 519 amino acids. The record is from RefSeq and is a predicted model, not a curated record.
AUGAAUUUAUUCGCUCAGCAAGUGAGGAAAUUCUUCUACCCUAAUUCCGCUUUUGAUUCAAUUCUAACGGUUAUCAUUGAAGGCGAAAACGAUAGGCGCUACAUUAUGCGUCAGGCUCUCGGAUUCUACGGCGCAUUAGCCGUGACUGGCCUUUACACGCUACACGACGCAAACUAUAGCGAUACAGAGGAUCUGAACUACUUUAUCCCUGCUUUGAAGCACUGCCUUGCUACUCAUCCUAUUCUGGGUGCUACUAUUCACGGGGAAGAUACUGAGCAUCCGAGUUUUCACCGUCCUUCAUCCCUGAACCUUCAGAACCACUUACACCUGGUCGAUACCGGCUCAUACCCGGGAUAUUUUUCGCCCAGGAAUGACUUCCACUGGAUCACGCAAGUGACUAAGAAAAUACACGACCAGCCUUUUCUUUCGGUGGACCAGCAUCCUCCGUGGAAAGUUUGCAUUGCUCCCAUUUCCGACGAAGCAGCGACGCCGGGAGUGCACCAAAUGUACAUCAUAUUUGCAUAUCAUCACUCUCAUGGGGAUGGAAAGUCAGGUCUUGCUUUUCACAGAAGCUUGUUGGAGGGACUCCGAACUGCGCAUGACAUUUACGAUCAAAGCAAUAUCUAUCAACCUUCUGCAUUGCCACUUCCACCAUCGCUGGAGGAUGCAUGCAAUAUGACAAUCAGCUGGUCAUACUUACUCCUCAACCUUCUCGGUGGCUAUAUGCCAAGUAUUGCAUACAAAUUGUUUGGAUUUCAACCCGCGAUAGCGUAUCUGGAUGCCUGGACUGGGAAAGCUAUGUGCUACGAUCCUGCCAAUUUCCACACCGGUUCCGAGGCUCUUUUAGUGGAGAAUGUUCUACUAAAUUCUGUCUUGAGGAUCUGCAGACAGAAUGGGGUAAAAUUCACCGGACUAUUCAAUCAACUCGUCGUUACUGUACUGAACAGCGUUCUUCCACGAGGUUCUCACGUUCAGAAUCUUCUUGGACAGAUCGUAGUUGAUCUGAGACCGUUGACUGUAUAUACUGAGAACCAAAUGGUAAACAGUGUUUCAGCGCUAUAUGUCCCUUCUACGCGAUCCAGCUUGACGUCUGGUACUACAGUAGUCAGUCUCAAGCAAGAUACCGCAUUUUGGGAUGCCGCGAGAGCAACCACAAGCCAGCUUGCAUGCUGCGCAAGUACCCUUGCCAAUCAACCAAUAGGGCUUUUACGAUAUUUGAGCCAGUUUCGUCCGUGGUUCCUUGAAAAGCUAGGCAAGAGUCGUGAUUCCUCUUACGAGAUCAGUAAUGCGGUCCUCUUUGACGUAACCUCACUCGAUUCUUUUUCUACUAUCACCAAUCUGAGAUUGAAAAAUUGGGAUAUAAAAAGAGUGAUGUUCUCACAGCCGGCGAAUGUCACGGGAAGUGCGCUGAACUUCCAGAUUGUAACACGGAAAGAUGGCGACAUGGUCGUUACUUUGAACUGGCAACUAGGUAUCUUGGGGGUUCCUGAUGAAGCUGCCUUCGUUCAAGAUAUCCUUUCGAAGAUUCAUGCUCUAUUUACUGAGAUUUGCUGUCAUUAG